GAGAUUUUCAAGUGAAAAGUAGCAUUAUGGAUGCUGAUUUAAAGUUCGAUUACCAAGCGGCUCUUAAAAGAGUGAAUUUAAGUCAAUCAAGAAUUGAUUUAUUACGCGACACUGCAAAUAAUUGUGAAUUACUUCCAAAAUCGUUGACAGAUAAACAAUUGCUCCUGUUUUUAAGUAAAUGUAAUGGUGAUAUCGACAAAUCAAUCAAAUUCAUGCACCGACAUUAUGAGAUUAAACGUAAAGCUUCAAUGCUAUUUAAGAACAGAGACAUCAAGACACCAGAGCUUCAACAACCAAUAGAGAAUCAAUAUUAUGCUAGACUUCCACAAACAGAUCAGAAUGACAUUGUGUGCUAUCAUGGACUCGCCAAUUCAAUACCUAAAAAUUAUCAUUAUAAUCAGUCAACAGUUUGUUUUCUUAUGAUGAUUGAAAAUGCAAUGAGCAUCCAUGGUCCAUCAAGAAGCUUAGUGAUGAUAUAUGAUAUGAAAAACUUCCGUCUUGGACAUUUAACAAGGAACAACUUCAAAGCAAUGAAAGCAUUUUUCACAUACAUGCAAGAAGGAAUGACAACUGAAAUUGGCGAUAUUCACAUUUUUAAUACAUUUCCCUCGUUUAACUUGAUAAUGAAGCUCAUUUCUCCAUUUUUAAAGGCAGAAACUGCUAAAAAGAUGCACCUACACUCAUCAGACGUGGACCUCGAAAAAUUACAUGCGGAGAGCAUCUCAAAAUCAAAUUUACCAUGUGAUAGCGACUACGGUGGUAUUUGUGAUACUGUCGAAAAUUUGCAUAAACAACACAUAAACGAACUGCUGGAAAUGAAAGAGUAUUUUAUGGCUGAAUCAAAGCAACUGUUUGAGUGAACUUUUAAGAAUAAUUUAAAUGAUGUAACUGUUAAUUUUUUGAGCAAAUUUUGAGCACUUGUGGAUGUGAGGCAUUUUAUGAAAUUACACAAUGAUAUGGUAAAAAUUGGUCAAUAAACUUUACAGCACUAAGAUAU
Chironomus riparius is the source of this 997-nucleotide messenger RNA. The record is from the annotation of a GenBank genome assembly. Lineage: Eukaryota; Metazoa; Arthropoda; Insecta; Diptera; Chironomidae.